This is a messenger RNA of Paralichthys olivaceus (Japanese flounder), 3696 nucleotides long. Lineage: Eukaryota; Metazoa; Chordata; Actinopteri; Pleuronectiformes; Paralichthyidae. The record is from RefSeq and is a predicted model, not a curated record.
CAAGGCAACACGAGACAGAAAGCACCUGAUAGUCACACCGACCCGCAGCCAUCAUGCCCCGCUGCAAAGUCAGCCUAAGCACCAUGAUUUUCCUGGUGAUCCUGCAGGGGGCAGCAGUGGUGCUGUUCUGUGGCUGGUACGUCCAGCUCAGUCAGUGCGACGCCACCAACCCCAACACCAAAGUUCACGUUCUGCUGCUGUCGUCCUGGCGAUCAGGCUCCUCCUUCCUCGGUCAGGUGUUCAGUCAGCACCCGUCUGUCUUCUACCUCAUGGAGCCGUCUUGGCAUGUGUGGUCCAAACUGCAGAAAUCGGGGGCGCGGUCGCUCCGGAUGGCGGUGAGGGAUCUGUUCCGGAGUGUGUUUCAGUGCGACUUCUCAGUGAUGGAGGCGUACCUUCCGGAGCAGUGCAAUAUCUCCUCCUUGUUCAUGUGGAGUCACAGUCGAGCGCUGUGCUCGCCACCGGCCUGUCCUCUCACGCCGCGCAAUGAGUUCAGCAACCAGACCCAGUGUUCGCAGACCUGUGGAGCCAGGGGCCUGCAGGGGGCGGAGGACGCCUGUGGCACUUACAGCCACGUGGUGUUAAAAGAAGUGCGUUUUUUUGAGCUGGAAUCCCUCUACCCACUUCUGCAGGACCCAAACUUAGAUCUCCGCAUCAUCCACCUGGUCCGGGACCCACGGGCUGUGGUGCGGUCCAGAGAGGCCUCGUCCAAGGCCUUCAUGAGCGAUAACGCCAUCGUUUUGGAGCAAAGAAACAUACCAGCAGCUGAGGUGCAGUAUCAAGUCAUACAGGAGAUCUGCCGCAGCCAUGUGCGCAUCAACGAGAGGGCCACCCUGAAGCCCCCUCCAUUUCUGAAAGGCCGCUACAAAAUGGUGCGAUACGAGGACGUGGCACGCAACCCACUGGAGGAAAUAAGUGCCUUGUACGACUUCAUAGGUCUGGACAUGACCAGGCAGCUCGAGGACUGGAUCUACAGAGUGACCCACGGAAAAGGAAAAGGCUCCAAGAAAGAUGCCUUCAAAAUCACGUCACGAAACGCAGCCGACAUCUCCCAGGCUUGGCGAACGCUGCUGCCUCACAGCAAGGUCAAACGUGUGCAGGAAGUGUGUAAAGGUGCCAUGACGUUGCUCGGGUAUCGAACAGUUGACAGUGAGAAAGAACAAAAGCGACUCGACAUAAAUCUGCUGGUGCCACAGGAACCGUACCAGUUCAGCUGGUUACCAGCGAAAACAGAGCGUCCGAGCGACAGCUGAAAAAUGAGAGGACACAGGACUGAGGUCGACAGACUGCAUCAUGUGACGAUAGAUUUUAUAAAAAAAGAAAAACAGAGACGCUGAUUCAAGGGGUAGAAAAUACUUGAUCCUGCAAAAGUGGGUCUAGAACUGAAAACCUCAGAAGACGGCUGACGUUGGGUUUUUCUCUGAGCUGUUUAUAAAACUCAGCAUCGUCUGAAGUGAAGAUCAGGUUUGUAGCCGUUUAACUUCUUAGGUCACUGAUAUGUUUUAAAACUAAAACCAUCUCCGCCCCAAAAAGUGUUUCAGCUCCAUAUCUGGAAUAAUCUCCAUCCUCCCGACAACACACGUCACAUGACCGUUCACACGCACCGCUCACUCGGACGUUGGUGUUCUCACAUACAACCUGCAUGACAGAGGAAACAUUCUCCAUAUUCUCAGUCACUCUAACCUCGAACUCACUUUAAUCAACCCGAUGACUUAAAGGAAAAAUCUUUGAGUUUAAAGCUGCGCAGAGAAAAACAAACUCUUAUUUUCACAAGUGAGUCUCCAGCUGAAACUCGAGAAUGAAGAAGUUUCCACAAACGAAUGAGACGGAUCAGAUCGAAGUGUCACUCGUGGCGUCAGGACGUUUCUCUGGUUUAACAUGAAAACACGAUCAGAGUCUGUGUUCAGUUUAACGUCAUCAACGUUUCCUUCAGCUGAUCAACUGGGACUUUGCUUCCUGGAUGUCUUUAUCUCUUUAUUCUCUUUUGUUCUUAUUUUAAUGAUUGAUGGGUUAAUAACUAAUCGCACUGAUGACAGUAAAUAUCUGGUGUCCUGAGUAGAGUUCGAGUCGAGUGAAAUGUUCAAUCAUUUACAUCUUCGACUCAAAGAUGAACUCCUGUUAUUAGUUGGUGUUUAGAUUCUCUGGGAGCUUUCUCUUCUUUUAAAUAUCACAUGUCAGAAAUGUUUUAAUGUUCAAACCAUAACUCUGCUCCUCUGGUGAUCACUCGUCUGUAUCUACUGAAGCUGUCGAUGAAAUCUUUGUGUUUGUGAACAACACUUAUACACUCCAUUUUGAAUGUGAUCGUUAUGAAUUGGUUUCGKUUGUUUCCUGACAUCAGCCUCAGCGCCGUGGUUCGGCCUCGCCCUCGUCAGCGUCGUCACCUGCUCCACUCGACCGGCCGACAUCAGAGUCAGUUACCGGCUGGUUUGUUUCUCAGGAGUAAAAGGAGAAGAAAUCUGAGCUGAGACGAGAGUGAAAGUUAAACUUAAAUUAACAAGUGGACAGAAACAAGACUCCAAACUAAAGUGCAGGCGUCUGCUCGGCCACACGAGACAAUGAGACAAGACGUGUUUGCUGCAUCAUACUGGAGCCGUCAAGUGGCCUCGAAGGAUUUAAAGGAAAUCAUUCUAAUUGGUGUUUUUACUGUUUUACAUCCACACGACUCAAACCAUCUCCGUCUCUCUUCUCAUCAGAUUUGAUCAGCGUCCACACACUUGAAGACACUGAUCACGUGACCACUCAUGUACUCUGGUCAUGCGUGUGCCACGUUAGAGCUGUAAAAAAGCAGCCAAACACGGGGAUUGUCACAGAUUUCUCGAUCAACAUCUGGCCUCCUCCGCGUGUAAACAGCUGUAUCAUAGUAAAAUACAGAACUUAACUGUUGGCAGAGACGACAGGCUCAGUAACACUUGUCUGUGAUUCUGGUGAUUUCAGCCAGUUCACGCGUGUCCCUUAACAAUGUGAAAGAUGCUGAACACGUCAGUGUCAUGUUAAACUCUUCAUACAUACAUGUCAUGGCUUUGGGUUGAGUUUUAUUUUGUGAGAAAAAAAAACCGAUGUGCGUGCACAGACCUGUCACUUUAUUCUCGUGUUCAUCUGAAGGACGCUGGUGAAACUUUAUGGUACCAAACACUACAAUAAACUUUCACAGGUAAAGUUAUUUUGUUCUGGUGCUGUGUGAGAAGCUCAUCAUUUACAUGUGGGCCCUGUUGGCUGACUUCUGGAGUUACGUGGAACAGACGGCACAGAAUCAAUCCUCACUGAGGAGAAGAUUCGUGUGUUUCACCAUUGUCCUACAAUAAUAAUAAUGAUGGUGGACAUGAUAAUAAUCAUAAUAAUAAAGAAACCAGAGUCUGACCCAGAACUCUUGAAGACAGUUUUGGUUCUAGUUUCUGGACAUUCAUCUUGGUUUCUCUCGUGUUUAGAUUUGUUCUUGGUUGUUCUGUUCCCUGUUUUAUUUUGAAAUGAAGUUCCUCGUGUGUGUCCUGUUUCCGCUGAGUUCAACCGUCUCUUGUGUGGACAAGUCUCUGUCCUUCUCUUUGUCUUUGUCAGGUCGUUAUGUUCUUUCUUGUCUCUGGUUGUUUUCGCUCACGUUUUGUGCCUUCUAGUGUUUUUGUGCUUAGUUUUUUGGCCCCUCCUGUUUUGUACCUUUUGUUAUGUUGUAUUUUUGCUGUUAUUAAAGAAACACUUUUUAUUUGU